Molecule: messenger RNA, 1653 nt
Organism: Temnothorax curvispinosus
Lineage: Eukaryota; Metazoa; Arthropoda; Insecta; Hymenoptera; Formicidae
Product: cilia- and flagella-associated protein 45-like
Exons: 6
Coding region: 14-1591 (525 amino acids)
Source: RefSeq, a predicted model, not a curated record
GGCACGUACAUAUAUGCACGUCAUGUCGACCAAGACCACCGUGGUGCGGAAAACGAGAUCCAGCAACUUGGAGUAUCGCGGCGACUCCAGAUUUCCAUCAGGCUCGGCGUGCGACCGUACGCUCGGAGACAGGCCGAUUCAUCUGAAGAGGAAUAGCGCGUACGAAGGAAAAGAGGUCGACAGAAUAAGGGAUAAAAGCGGCACGAGGAAAUAUCUGAUUCCCUCGAAGGAGCCUAUGGUCUAUCCGAAGAUCAUGACGAGGAAGGAGUAUGAGGACCUGAAAGAACGCAGCCGCGUAAUCACAAAGGAAGAGAGACAAACGACUGCGGAGGCCGCGGCGAAGGAGAGGGAGAGACUGACGAAGGAAAGCGCGGCACGGAAAGAGGCAAUCCGCAUGAUGGACAUGAAGAAGAGUCGCGAGAAGGAUCCGAGAACGAGGGAGAUCGAGGAGGAGGCAAGAAGGAGGACACGGCACAUCCUCGAGCGGGCGUACAACAUGCGUCUGGAGCAGGAGGAAGAGAUACAGAAGUGCACGCGGCUCAUCCUUGAGACCAAAUGCCGAGCUAUUCGCGACGCCCAAAUCGCGGAAAAGAAGCUGAUGGAACAGGAGCUUCUCGAGGAGGAGAAACGGCUGCACGACAUGAUGGAAGACGAGAGGAGAUGGGCGAUCAAGGAAGAGUCGCGAAAGGAACAGGAGGAGGCGGCCAAGAGGCUGCGAUUCGCCAAGAUCCUGAAGGAGCAGAUCGUGGAAAACGAGGAGCAGCGGGUACUCGAGUUUGAGAAGAAGCAGGAGGAAAGCCGGCUCAUCAAUUUAAAUAAUAUCGCGUGGCAGCAAGAUGAGAUCGAGAAGCUGCGCAACAAAGAGGCUGAAAAUGCUAAAGUGCGGCAGGAACUUGCGGAAGGAAACGAGCAACUGAAACAUUUCAAGGCUAUGGAACAAGAGGAAAACAAAAUUAUAGAUAUAAGGAUACAAAACUAUCAUCGAAUGAAAGAAGAGAGAGAGGCCAAAAAGAUGGAAGAGCAGAAAUUAGAGAGAUUGAGAAAAGAACGAGAAAAAACCAGAGUAGCGAUGCGAACGGUGCAGACGCACGAGCUUCAGGCGCAAAUUGAUGAAAUCAAUGCGGCUCGGGUUCAGGAAGAGGUAGAACGGGAAUGGAGACGAAAAGAGAAGGAAGAAGCUUUAAAGAAAGUGGAGGCUCAAAAGAUUCUUCAGAGACAAAGGGAGGAACAAAUAAACAAUAAGCGAAUAAUGCAAGCCAUCGAGAUCGAGCGAGAGAGGCGGGAAUUCGAGAGGCGUGCACGUGUGCAAAAAGCAGCUUUUUGUAGAGAAAAGAAGGAACUUGGACAAAAGCAACAGCAGGCUCAAAUUCAUCGCAGUGAAAUAUUAAAGCAGGUAAAUGAAAAGGAACGAGAGCGCAUUGCUGAACGGCAAAAAAUGUUUGAAGAAGGCUUGGCAAUACGUGCUGAAACUGCGAUGCGUAAGAAGAAAUUACAAGAUGCAAUGGAACGAAAGUACCAAGAAAUGAGAGAGAACAAAGUCCCUGAUAUUUAUAUUAACGAAGUGAAACGGAUGAUCGAAACUAUUCAAUGAGUUAUUUGAUCAGACUGCGUGUGAAAAAGAAAAUUAAGAGAAAUAAAAAAGUAUAAUAUACA